This is a messenger RNA of Seminavis robusta, 1968 nucleotides long. The record is from the annotation of a GenBank genome assembly. Lineage: Eukaryota; Bacillariophyta; Bacillariophyceae; Naviculales; Naviculaceae.
AUGGCGCGAGCGACAAAGAAGCAGGGCACGAAGCGGCUCCUCCAUGAGUGUACUGUGGAGGAGCUCGAAGAGGAGUUGAAGAAACGAAAGACACAAGAAGCGGCCGAGCAUCGAGGACAGUACGGACCCAGUGCGAAGACUUUGAGCCGAAAGGUGGCGACAAAACGACUUGGCAAAAUCUUCAAAAAGGUGGCAUUGAAAAAACCCGGAUCUGGUGGAAACGAGUUCCCCAAAGAACAUGCUCUGUUCUUGCUCAAGACUCAUCCCAGCAUAGCUGGGGAUGCUUUCUCUAAACGGACAGUGCUAUCCUUUUUCAUUCAAGCUCAAGUCGACCUAGCAACAGUUCAUGCAGUAUGCAGCAUCAUGAAAGACUAUUUACCAUCUUGCAGUGAUAGCGACAAUUUGCAAGCAUGCUUGGAAAGUUCUUAUGACUUCUACCGACCUCCAAACCCCAUCGCCGACGCUUGCCUGUACGGUCCUUGUGCGGAAGGAGUUCUACCGUAUUUGCUCGACUCUUUUCCUGACUACAUUACAGGACCAGACGUUGAAGACGAUGAUGGUGGUACAAGCCCUCUUGACCUUCUCUUCAACAGGCUGAUGUCUAUUUGGCAGGACGAAGAAGUCAAGACCCUGGCACCUCCAACAAUUCACGAGCUUGGCGAGACUCUGGACGCCCUGCUUGCUGCAGAUCCUGGCUUGCUAGAUGCAGUCAAUACAUCAUUUUUUGUGCAACAUGCCAUAGUUUGCAAGUCAACGACAGCAGACAAACUGCUACUGCUGUUCGACAGAUUCGCGGCAAAGGAAGAUCCAGACGACGAGCUCUACGUCAGUCUCGAAAACCAGAAUUUGACGAUUGGCCAUGUCCUGGCACUAUCCAAAUUGUUUCCGACUAUGAGCAAGUUUACCCUUGAAGUUGAAGAGAACAUUCCACGUGAAGUCUACCAGGCACUUCUUGGAGCCCUGCACGGCCACACCUUUGAAGAAUUGGACAUUCCUCUUGUACCGGAGUGUUUGAAUCGCGACGGCUGGUAUCACAUCAUGCAAGAUAUUGUCGAAAAGAGCAAAGAUCUCAAGGAAUUGAAAUUUUCGGUGGAAGAGCCAGAAAAUGAUCCAGCAAAUGAUAACCCAGACAUCGUCAUCCAGCUUUGCAAUGACAUUGUCAAGAAUAGACCUUCUCUCGAGUCGCUAUCCUUUGGUCCUCUCACCUUGGAAAAUGCAGCUGACUUCAGCCAAUUCAUUGCUUCUUCAUCCUCGGUAAUCACAACCCUUUCCUUGGCAGCUAUUUCUAUUGGGAGUCGUUGGUGUAUUCACGAACUUCCAGCAGACUGCGUCCUGGAGGAGUUUUCAUUGUACAACUCGAACCUCAGUAUGGCUUGGGUAAAGGGUCUCUUGCUGCAACUAAUUGGAGACUGUCUCUCUCUCAGAAAGCUCAAGCUCGAAGAGGCUGAUUACAUUACAGAACAGGAUGGCUGGAGCCCGCCAGAUGUCAUGGAGGUGCUCGGUGCAGCGUUGGAGAAGAAUCGGCUGGAAAGCUUCAUCGUAAAGUCAGCUUGCGUAGUUGAUAUGGAAGGAAUCUCGACAUUGCUUGCCAAGAACAACGCCAUGAAACAGCUACUGCUUCGCAGCUCGCCUUCUUGGCAACCAACUGAGAGUCUCUCCAAGACGCUCGCCAAGAAUGUCACUCUCGUUGAGCUGGAUACAGCAUCAUGGGUGUCAGAUAUGUCUGAUGAUGCAAAGAAGAUUGAGUACUAUGUCACGCUGAAUCGCUUUGGGCGGGGACAACUUCAAGGCGAAAAACUAAAGCUGGAGACACUGGUUCGUCUGUUGGAAGAGGUGGCAGACGAUGAAUCCAUGGAAGUCGACUACCCACAAGUCGGCGUGCUCUUUGGUCUGUUGAAUGAACGCCCCGGUCUUUGGGCUGCACCCGGGAAAUGGUCUGUGGGAUCCAGUCCAACGAAAGGGAAAUAA